This is a messenger RNA of Esox lucius (northern pike), 2314 nucleotides long. Its product is annotated as zinc finger protein 16. NCBI's taxonomy places the organism in Eukaryota, Metazoa, Chordata, Actinopteri, Esociformes, Esocidae. The record is from RefSeq and is a predicted model, not a curated record. Gene Ontology annotation, molecular function: RNA polymerase II cis-regulatory region sequence-specific DNA binding; DNA-binding transcription factor activity. Bases 335 to 1837 code for a protein of 500 amino acids. Gene Ontology annotation, biological process: regulation of transcription by RNA polymerase II. The transcript has 3 exons.
AGUUCAGUGAACCGGAAGUAGUGGUUAACGUUUACGCUAGGGAAGAAGAAAGAAGAAAAACUAGUAUCGUAGAAAUCUCGCAGCGCAAAUUUAAACCAUCAGCUAAUAUACGUUUGAAAGGGUUUUCAUCUAUAAAAUAUAACUAACUGAUAUCCAGAUGCUGGGUACGCGAGGCAGAGUUACUCUCUCGUCUCUUGCUAGCUACAUUUUUGUACUGAUAGUAGCCAUAACAUUGUAGCAACUCCAGUGUCCUCCGUGGACACGUUGUCUUUAAAGUGAAGCGCAGCGCAAGAUUCAUUGUUGGUAUUGAGACGAGCAAGGUUUUUGUAAAAACAUGAAGCCUCAGUUGAAAACUAAAACAAGCAAGGAGACUUUGUUGUCGGUCCAAGCUCGCACCUCGAAAUCCGUUGAAGAGGGGGAGGUGUCUCUCUCUUUUCAGGACGAGCUAGCGGCGACAAUACACGGUGCAUUUGAAGUGGCCGUGGAAAUCGCCGUACUAGAAGUCACUAAACUGGUGGGGCAGGCGCUUGGUGAUGUCCGCGACCAGAUGCACGAAACCCUACGAGAAAACAAGUCUCUAAAACAGCGCUUGGAAACAGCGGAGCAAGAGUUGGAUGCAGCGCGUGAACGGGUGGCAAAGAGAGAUGUAAGUGAGCUGGGACAAUUGUCUGCUAGUCCUCCUCAAAACAACAAUCCAAACGCCGCAAUAAAGGCUCAUAAGCAGUCAAAAGACAGUGAAUUAAAGAUGAAGUGCUCGUAUUCAGUGGACGAAUAUGGCUAUGCAAUUGUGGAGGCUGAGGUCAGCAAUGAACCGAUGCACAACGGUUCUUUCAGUGAAAUUAAUGAGGACGGUCGGGUCUAUUCCCAAGACAUAAAUCCAGCUUCAAGAGGAGAGUCGAUCCCCGCCGCUGACCACGACCCGCUUAAAGAAGGUACCCCGAGUUCGUGUAUAGACGUCAAGGCCAGGGAAGAAAGCAUCAGUCACACAAGUAAAGAAGCAUUAUUUGGAGUCCACGACCCGUCAGCACUUCACAGAGUGGCCCAGAACCUGGAGAUUGAGUAUGUUCGAGUGAAGGAGGAGAAGGAAAUUAUGGACAGCGGGUCUCGAUCCGGUUCUGGCUGCAGUUUCGACUCGCUGGUAGAAGAUGACCUGGGUCCAGACAGUUUGUCUUUGGUUCAGUCUAAGAUGUUAGAGGAGUGGAAACCAGACCCUUUGGAUUUACAGAUCUCAGACUCUCCAGUUCCUGGAACCAGCCACACUCUAUCUCACACUCCCAUGGUCCAUCCAGAGGUACCACAGUUGACUUCCCCGAAAGCCAGCGCCCUCCCGGCCUUCUCCUCCCAAUUCCCCAACAGCAUCUUCCAUCACGGGGAGGCAGGUGCCCCCAUCGUCCCCUCCGCCCCGCCGCAGAUCUACGGGGUCCAGGUCAGAACGCCGCGGGCGCACGACCCCGCCGCCGGCCUGCCCGGCCACGUCUGUAAGCUCUGCGGCCAGGCCUUCCACCAGCCCAGCGAGCUCCGGAGGCACCACAGCCGGGCGCACCCCAAGAGGCAGAACUUCCCCCCGGGUCAGAGCCCAUACCACUGCAGCGAGUGUGGCCGUGACUUCAACCGCCUGGAGAACCUGAAGACCCACCUGAGGAUCCACACGGGGGAGAGACCGUACACCUGCUCUGUGUGCUCCAUGCGCUUCCGCCACUCGGGGGCGCUCACCAGGCACUUCCGCAUCCACACCGGGGAGAAGCCGUACGCUUGCGUCCAGUGUGGGAAGACAUUUCGGAACUGUGGGGGGCUACGGUUUCACCAGCGCUCCCACGGCAGACAGGGACAGAGCUAGCGUGGCCGUUUUGGUCAGGGAACGGCGGUGUGGCUACGGUUUCACCAGCGCUCCCACGGCAGACAGGGACAGAGCUAGCGUGGCCGUUUUGGUCAGGGAACGGCGGUGUGGCUACGGUUUCACCAGCGCUCCCACGGCAGACAGGGACAGAGCUAGCGUGGCCGUUUUGGUCAGGGAACGGCGGUGUGGCUACGGUUUCACCAGCGCUCCCACGGCAGACAGGGACAGAGCUAGCAUGGCCGUUUUAGUCAGGGAACGGUGGUGUGGCUACGGUUUCACCAGCGCUCCCACGGCAGACAGGGACAGAGCUAGCGUGGCCGUUUUGGUCAGGGAACGGCGAUGUGGCUACGGCGACGCUCCGCAUCUGUUUUUGCCACAGUUGCCAGACUCAUUGGUACAGGCCGGUGUUGUUUAUCGAGUGCUCUGGUCCCGGGUUUGCAAGAUUGAGACAUUAAACUUGGCGAGCCCUUACCACCA